Porites lobata is the source of this 2706-nucleotide messenger RNA. Lineage: Eukaryota; Metazoa; Cnidaria; Anthozoa; Scleractinia; Poritidae. The record is from the annotation of a GenBank genome assembly.
AUGUUAUCAAAACUGUACUUCCAAAAAAGUGAAUACCAGGAAGCACAAGCAGUCCUCAAAAUUGCACUCUGCGUUUACAAACAAAUCGAAGACAAAGACGGAGAAGCGACAUGCUACGUAAACCUAGGAGCUGUGUUUCAAUCUGUCGGAGAAUAUGCCAGUGGUGCAGAAUAUCUUCAUAAAGCACUUACCAUCAACACAGAAAUUGGCGACAGACAGGGAGAAGCGACAUGCUACGGAAACCUAGGAAAUGUGUUUAAAUCUGUCGAAGAAUAUGCCAAUGCUGCAGAAUAUCUUCAUAAAGCACUUACCAUCAACACAGAAAUUGCCGACAGAAACGGAGAAGCGACAUGCUACGGAAACCUAGGAGCUGUGUUUGUAAAUGUAGGAGAAUAUGGCAAGGCUGAAGAAUAUCUUCAUAAAGCACUUACCAUCAGCACAGAAACUGGCGACAGAGAGGGAGAAACGACAUGCUACGGAAACGUAGGAGUUGUGUUUAAAUCUGUCGGAGAAUAUGCCAAGGCUGAAGAAUAUCUUCAUAAAGCACUUACCAUCAAGACAGAAAUUGGCAACGGAGUGGGAGAAGCGUCAUGCUACGUUAACCUAGGAAAUAUGUUUCAAUCUGUCGGAGAAUAUGCCAAGGCUGAAGAAUAUCUUCAUAAAGCACUUACCAUCAAGACAGAAGUUGGCAACAGAGUGGGAGAAGCGACAUGCUACGGAAACCUAGGAAAUGUGUUUGAAUCUGUCGGAGAAUAUGCCAAGGCUGAAGAAUAUCUUCAUAAAGCACUUACCAUCAACACAGAAAUUGGCCACAGAAAAGGAGAAGCGAGAUGCUACGGAACCCUAGGAAAGGUGUUUCAAUCUGUCGGAGAAUAUGCCAAGGCUGAAGAAUAUCUUCAUAAAGCAUUUACCAUCAGCACAGAAAUUGGCGACAGAGACGGAGAAGCGUCAUGCUACGGAAACCUGGGAAAGGUGUAUCAAUCUGUCGGAGAAUAUCGCAAGGCUGAAGAAUAUCUUCAUAAAGCACUUACCAUCAACACACAAAUUAGCAACAGAAACGGAGAAGCGUCAUGCUACGGAAAGCUAGGAGCUCUGUUUGUACAUGUAGGAGAAUAUGGCAAGGCUGAAGAAAAUCUUCAUACAGCACUUACCACCAACACAGAAAUUGGCGACAAAGACGGAGAAGCGUCUCGCUACCUAAAGCUAGGAAACACAUCUCAAGCCUUAUCGGAUCUCUGGUCAAGCAUUCAAAUUUACGAAAAAAUGCUUACUUCUCUAGGAAGCAAAGAUAGCCACAAUAUAUCAUUUUUUGACAAGAACGCGUCUCCCUAUCGGCUGUUUUGUUCAUUGAGUUGUUCUUGUGGGAAACCCUAUGAAGCUUUACACGCUGCUGAACUUGGACGGGCCAGAGCUCUAGCAGAACUUAUGUCAAAUCGCUACUCCAUUGAAAAAGAAAUAUCCAUCAACCCACAAUCGUUUGUUGGCAUCGCGGAAGUAAUUAAGAAAAAUGGCAACAGCACCUGCCUCUACAUCUCCUAUGACUACGAUGACAACAUAUUUUUGUGGGUUUUGAAACAAAACAAACCGGUAGCUUUCCGAAGAACGAAACUUUGUGAAAGCUAUGUUAGCAAGCAUGGCAAAAUCUCUGUGCAUGACCUGUUUGGAAACGAAAGCUUAUUAAGAAAAUUUCACGUUUUACCUCAAGAGCAAUGCGAAGACCGAUCACUCUUCUCUUCAUUCGCCAACCAACUUACAAACGGAUCAAAUCUGGAAGAUAGUCUCUCAACCUUGCGUCCUCUUUUAGAUGAGGGAGAAGUAUACACGGACCCUGAACCGCCAACACUUUUUCAGGUUUACAACAUGUUGAUUGCUCCCGUGAGUGACUUGCUUGAAGGAUCUGAAAUCAUUGUUGUUCCUGAUCGCUGCUUCUUCCAAGUUCCGUUUGCAGCAUUACACGAUGAAAGUAGCCGCUAUUUAUCAGAUUCUUUCAGGAUACGAAUUGUCCCUUCUUUGACGACUCUCAAGCUCAUUCUGGACAGUCCAGCCGACUCUCACAGCGAAACUGGUGCAUUGAUUGUGGGUGAGCCAAGAGUGACGGAUGUGUAUUUCAAGGGAGUGUUAAGGUAUCUCUGUCCAUUGCCUGGCGCGAAAGGGGAAGCAGAGAUGAUUGCGAGACUACUACCUGAAUCUCACCUUUUAAUAGGAGAGCAAGCAACAAAGCGGGCGGUUCUUCAGAGAAUACCCUCAGUGAGCCUCGUACAUUUCGCUGCUCAUGGUGAUGCCGAAAGAGGAGAAAUUGCUCUUACCCCCGCUGACUCCACAGUGGAGUUUCCACACGAAGCAGACUACUUACUGUCAAUGACCGACAUUUCACAAGUUAGACUGUCAGCCAAACUGGUGGUCCUCAGUUGUUGCCAUACCGCACGUGGACAGAUCAAAACAGAAGGCGUUGUUGGAAUCGCUCGAGCAUUCUUAGGAUCGGGUGCACGCUCAGUGUUGGUGGCAUUGUGGGCCUUACAAGACAGAACAACAGAGGAGUUCAUGGGACGAUUCUUCGAAAACCUUGUCCAAGGGAAAAGUGCAAGCGAAAGUCUUCACCGGGCCAUGAAGUGGAUGCGAAAUAACGGUUUCUCAGAAGUGAGGCAGUGGGCACCUUUCAUGCUGAUUGGGGAUGACGUGUCAUUUCACUUUGGUGAAGAAAAGUGA